AUGACCACUAGGGUUGUUAUCGACGGGAGCGUACUCGAGGGUGGCGGACAGAUUCUACGAAACGCGAUCGCGCUUUCUGCAUUGCUUUCUAAACCUGUAACUAUUCAGAACAUACGUGCUGGCAGGUCACAACCCGGGCUCAAGAAUCAGCAUAGAACUGGCCUGGAACUUGCUGCAAACAUUGCAUCUGCUGAGCUCAUCGGGGCAACAAACGGGUCAAGCGAAGUUUACUUUACGCCGCCCACAUGUUCUCAGAGUAGUCACCCAAUUCACCAUGAAGCUGACUCAGUCACAGCUGGCGCAACGACAUUACUAUUCCAAGUUGCCUUACCACUCUUAUUGUUCGGGGAGAAACGGCGCACUCUUACUUUGAAGGGUGGAACCAAUGCAAUUCAAGCACCACAAGUGGAUUACACUCGCCAUGUUUUCCUGCCCAUGAUUCGUAGAGCUUUUGGGGUCUCCGACGUGACUCUGCAUAUCAAACGCAGAGGGUACUAUCCGAAAGGCGGAGGGGAACUAUUUAUAGAAAUUGAACCAACUCCAGGUCCCUUGAGGAAUAUGACGUGCUUAGAGCGGGGCAACGUACGUUCAAUCUAUGGGAUAGCGCAUUUGGCCGGACUGCCGGGUCAGCUUGGGAGGGACAUGGUUAACGGUGCGAUGGAUAGAUUGAAGAAGGCGGGGUACCCGGAGGUCAACAUUGAUUAUAAGAGAGAAAAGCGUGAGGAUACUGUAGGUGCUGGAAGUGGAAUAGUUCUUUGGGCUGAACUGGAUGGAGGUGGACUUCUGGGAGCCAGUGCGGUUGGAAAGAAAGGUGUGGACGCUAGAAAAGUUGGAGAGCAAGCUGCGAGUUUUUUGAUACAGCAAUUAGAUGCAGGAGGUUGCGUUGAUGAAUGGCUGCAAGACCAACUCAUCAUCUUUAUGGCCCUUGCUGAAGGUUAUUCAGAGAUUCUCUGUGGCCGAGGAGGGUUGACGUUACACACAAAAACAGCAAUCUGGGUAAUGGAACAACUGACAGACGCAAAGUUUGCUAUCGAAGAGACAACUGAUGGGCGGACAAUCAUACGCUGUAAAGGCAUUGGUUAUAGAGUGUCGACGCACCAAUAG
Marasmius oreades (fairy-ring Marasmius) is the source of this 1104-nucleotide messenger RNA. RefSeq lists its product as uncharacterized. The transcript is spliced from 4 exons. Bases 1 to 1104 code for a protein of 367 amino acids. Gene Ontology annotation, cellular component: nucleus. Gene Ontology annotation, biological process: RNA processing. The record is from RefSeq and is a predicted model, not a curated record. NCBI's taxonomy places the organism in Eukaryota, Fungi, Basidiomycota, Agaricomycetes, Agaricales, Marasmiaceae. Gene Ontology annotation, molecular function: RNA-3'-phosphate cyclase activity.